CUAUUGUUACGUGCUCAUGAGAGCCAACAUUUUAAGAAACUUGUAGCCAAUGGCUACCGUCAAAAAAACUUAAUAUAUCGCCCUAUCGAAUCACGACCGUCCAUUUUAUCAAGGAUGCUACUACUACGUUCAUACAUGGCAUUAACUUACGUAUAAUAUAUAUACACUCCAAAAGAGCUUCUCGUUCGUUAUUCAAUGUAACCCUUUUUUUCUUGAAUGAUGUUAGCUCAAUCUGUGUUUACUUUCUGCGAAGUCACCACCGUUUCCAUUUUCGUCGUCUUCUCUCUUCGCCUCCUCCUAAGAUGCGGCACACGUCCAUGGCGUCGCCACCGCACGUUCACGUUCCGCAGCAGCCAGGAGAAAACGGCGGUGACCGAUCAUUCGUCUCCGCCGUAUUGCGCCGUGUGCAUGCAAGAGGCAGAGGAGGGAGACAAGAUGAGGAGAUUGGCGAUUUGUAGUCACUGUUUCCACGCAGUCUGUAUCGAUACAUGGUUUUGUGAGAUGUCGACGUGUCCGUUGUGUAGAGCUGAGAUUCCGCCUUUACCUCCGGUGAAUCCUCUGCUCUUACUUUUUGUUUCUGCCGGUGUACUCGAUUUGUUCAGCAACAAAUAGUUCUGA
Molecule: messenger RNA, 618 nt
Organism: Brassica napus (rape)
Lineage: Eukaryota; Viridiplantae; Streptophyta; Magnoliopsida; Brassicales; Brassicaceae
Product: RING-H2 finger protein ATL5
Exons: 1
Coding region: 217-612 (131 amino acids)
Source: RefSeq, a predicted model, not a curated record